AUGUCAGUUUCUUCGCGUCAUGUGCGGACCCUGAGCCCUCCACUGUCGACCAACGGUCAUUUCAACGCUUUCACGACUGGAAAUCAAAGACUGAAUGUGGUGACACGUCUUGCUGUUGAAGGGAAGUCGAAAAAGGGGUGGGAUGGCGCCUCGAUCAAGGUGUACUUGAAGAUAUCGCUACCGGGGGAAAGCAUCACUCCAGGUGCUACUAUUGCACUGUUUCCAGAGGAGAACCUAAAGAUCCUGGAUUCCCAGGUCCACCCCCUUGACAAUAACUCCGUUCCGUACAAUUUCUCGUCAACUACAUGCCCGUUAAUCCACAAGGCAGCUCGUGCACUGAAUCUACCUGCCAGAUCCCCUCACUCAUAUGUUUCUGUCGUUGACUCCGCAUCUUCGUCAAGCGGCGCGCCUUUAGAAGACAAGUAUACGGGGCACGUGCUCGUGAGUGGAUAUCAUGUCUCUUACAUUCUUCCGAAGGAGUUCCCGCGCAGAGAAAGUGACAGUCGCACUCGACGCGGGACGAUUGUCGCACAGUUUAUGGCAGCUAUCGACAUCUGGGUCCCAUUCUUGACCCGCCCUCCGUUUGCGCCUUUUCUGUUAUCCAUCCCUGUUCCACGCUGCCUCUCCAAUCAUAUCAAAUUGAGCAUUUUUUCUCCUGGUCCGGCCUCGAUGGCUUCGUCUAUGGCGUCACUUUCUUCUGUAGAAGAAGAUAUGGGGCCGUUGGAACUUGCUUCUGAGCCACACGUAACGCGUAGCCAGUCGGCACGCAUCUCGCGCUCACAGUCCUAUACGCACUUUGCGGACGAUGAGUCGAGCGACGCGUCGUCUUCUGCGGGUUUUGCAGAAGGAUGUGGGAUCCAAGGCACGUUUCCUAGCACGGAUCGAAUACGCGUGAGGUGGGCAGCUCCAGCGAAAGCGGGACAGGUGCCCGAGACUGAGGAUGGUCGGCGCAGAGUAGGUAUCAAAGAUGUGAAGGGGGACAUGACGUGCGAGAUGGUCGGGAAGGGGAAGGGCAGAGACAGAGGUGUCGAGGGGCUGCUGAUGAAGCUCGAGUACAAUGCCACCUGCAAGGGCGUCUGGUUUCCUGGUGUUGCGACUCUCGUCGGCAUGGACGUGGGUCUGGAAGCAGGUGAUUGCGACGUCUCCUGGGCUCUCGGGACAGAUCCCAAAUGGACCGUCACCGGAGGCCCUGGAUUUACAGGAUUCGCUGUAGGAGGUCCUACGCAAACCCCGUCGCCACCACCGUCCAUGGUGAGACCACCGAUAUACGUAUUGCCGUCUUCGCCCGAUGGAGGUGCUCUGCAUGGUACAUCGUCUCCACCAUCACGACAGAAUUCUGCCGCGUCAACGACGUCCACAAGUUCAGCAUCACUUCUUCGCGCGCCGUUGCCAAAUCAGAACACCGGAGACUACUCGUUUGAGAGCUCACCAGUCUCAACGCCGACGGGUACGAUAUCGUCUCUCCCAUCGGUCGGCCUACCCUCGAGCCCGGAGCGGCAGCGCAGGAGCCGUGCGUCCUCCGUGAACGGCCCUUAUACCGACACGGACACCGAUUUCGAGCCAGAUGUGCGCCCACCAGACGCGCCCAUCACCGUGCAUGUGAACAUGAAUGAGCUCCUUCCUCCGUCGAAAGCUCCGUUCACCUUUAGGAUCUCAGGUACGGUGUUGGUGACCCCCCGACAUCCGCUGAUAACUCCUGAAAGGCGCAAAUCUCCGCCAAACAAAUCCAAGCAUCCUUCCAGUGACGAUGUUGUCGUUGGUCCUACGGUUGUACCCAUGUUCCAUCUCUUCUAUAAGGAUAGAGAAAAAACAUCUACUAUUGUCCGGAACGGAGCGGAUGGAGCGGAUCUGGAGGUGCUCGCUGCGGCUGGGGACUUGCGAGACGGGAAAACGCUGAAGAUGACUCUGAAAGAAGGCGAUCAUGUCGCUUGCGGUGCCGACGGUGCUCACGUAGCGUUACGAACUUUCCCACUGAGCGCAUCCCCAGUUCCUUCCGGCAGCCGCGAGCUUAGCAUGGAGAGCGAGGAUACACCUCAAACUCGCACCCGGAAGCCAAACGGGACGCGAUCUUAUCUCGCUGCGUCUUCCACACGGUAUGCGUCCAUGAUGUCCAGCACUAAACCACGAAGGGAUGGGCCCUUGAUGAUACCCUCCGUUACUGCGACUGUUACCCCGCUGCUAAGCGAAGGCACGGCCUUCCACAACGGCUACGCUGUGCAAAUUUCUCUCCCUGCUCCUUCUGAUACCGACUCGGAGUGGCUGGAGUUUGGGCUGGCACGACCCACCGCGGAUCCGUCCUCUUCCUCCAAUUCUGACGCGACGACCUCAAACGGCUUCAGCCCUCCGCGCGUUGACAUUGCGAGCGCAAGCGUGGAAGGAGUUCCCGUGCGUUUCCAGACGAGCGCCGUUUCGAAGCCGAAUGGCAGCCUGGGUCUCAGCUUGGCAUUUGAGGAGACGAGUGCGAAGGAGUGGAUCACCUGGGUCGGCGUGCAUGUGGGUCAAGCUGGAGGCGGCAAGGUUGAGGUGAUUUACCUUGUGAAGGGCCUGAAGGAGCAGAUCGCGCAGGGCGAUAAGAGCCAACCGACGAAGGGGAAGCAGAAGGCAGAUAAUGCGAUCCCGUUUGACAUACUGUUACCGAGUUUCGCUCUUCCUGUCGGACGCUUGGAGGUGAAUGUACAAGUACAAGCAGGCUAUGAAGUGUCUGCUAUGCGUACCAACCUGAUUCAUCAACAGUCAAACUCGCCAGCCCUGAGACUGCUGCAAUUCUCCCUAGACGAGUUCUACUACCCUCGGCUAUACAUGGCUAUUGCUCCUCAGCAAACUUCGCGCAAACUCUCUAUGCCCAGUCCUACCUUCCGGAGGCUGGGUAUAUUGCUGGCCUGUUUGCUGCCUAUCGCGCUGAUUUCCUAUCUCCUGAUGGAUCUUCGCCUCAAGACUGCCGAGUUGCAUGAGAUGCGGGCAUCUCUUACCAACCGUUCUCCCGAGUUCACUGCUGAUUACCCCCACAACGAACCAGAGACGAUCACCGUCACUACAACCAUCUUGACAGAAAAGUGGUGGUUCUCCGCAAGUACAGGGACUCUGCCGUUAGACUCACCCACCCCACCGUUUUCGACAUCACAAGCCCGAACGCAAUCCCCGUCGCAAUAUCCAUCACAACUCUCUACUGACACACUUAUGCCGACCAUGACCGGGAUUCCUGUUCUAACCCCGUCUACAUCGGCUUCGUCUGUCUCUCAUGGAGAGUCACACAGCCUGCUCUCCUUGUCCGAUGAGUCCUUCGCUUGGACUUUACGGUUCGAGCUUCCAGUGCUGAAGCUGCCUGAAGUACCGGAAACUGCCCGCGCCACUAUGGACGCUCUCAUAAACGGAUUAGGGGCCGUAUGGCAUAUAUUCCGAAAAGUACUGCACUAUCCUUUGGACCCUCCGUGA
Sparassis crispa is the source of this 3432-nucleotide messenger RNA. RefSeq lists its product with no specific name. Lineage: Eukaryota; Fungi; Basidiomycota; Agaricomycetes; Polyporales; Sparassidaceae. The transcript is spliced from 5 exons. The coding region runs from base 1 to 3432 and encodes 1143 amino acids. The record is from RefSeq and is a predicted model, not a curated record.